AACCUCUUUGUGGACUGUGGCCGCGCUCUCGGGCGCCCCCUGGUGGCCAUGGGCGGAGCUCCGCGGGCUCGCGGCGGUCUGAGCUCAGCUGACUGCCCGUCUGUCUGAUGGCGGUGAGCGGCCCGGAUCCACCCAAAGACUGUGCGGCAAAAACAGGCGUCUGGCGCUCAGCAGCGCCUCUAAUGAGCGGCUGCGCGGGAAGGAGAGCCAUGAGUCACGGCUGAGCUCUAACAGCAUGUCGUUCAAGGACAUGAACUUUUCCUCCAUCAAAGUCAGAAUCUGCAGGUGACGCAGCCUCACACGGGGAGCUGAUUGGUUGAUAGAAGGAAACCCCGCUGGCCAAUGCUGUGUUCUGGGCGGCAAAGGGAGGAAACCUGGCUCUGCUUCAGCUGCUGCUCAACAGCGGCAGAGUGGAUGCAGACUGCAGAGACAGCGCUGGGACAACAGCCCUCAUGGUGGCGUCUCACAGCGGCCAUUAUGACUGUGUCAAAGAGCUGAUCAUGCAGGGAGCAGACAUCAACUAUCAGAGAGAGACAGGUUCUACUGCUUUGUUCUUCUCCUCCCAGCAGGGCCAUCAUGAUGUGGUAAAGCUCCUGUUAGAAUUCGGUGCCUCCACUGAAUUCCAGACAAAGGACGGCGGCACCGCUCUCACUGUGGCCUGUCAGUGUGGACACCCUCAAGUCCUGGACUUGCUGUUGAGGAAUGGAGCCAAUGUGCACGACAAGCUGAAUGAUGGAGCCACGCCCCUCUUCCUCGCUGCCCAGGGGGGUCACGUGACCGUCAUUCGUCAUCUUCUAUCAUGUGGGGCCAAGGUUAACCAGCCUCGAGAGGAUGACACCACACCUCUGUGGAUAGCCGCUCAGAUGGGCCACAGCGAGGUUGUCAAGGUGCUGCUGUCACGGGGAGCAGAUCAGGAUGCUGAAGGACAGGAUGGGUCAACAGCUUUAUUCAAAGCAGCUUUAAAAGGACACAACGGCGUGAUGGAGGAACUCCUGAAGUUUUCUCCGUCUCUCGGCCUUCUGAAGAAUGGCUCCACUGCUCUGCAUGCUGCUGUGAUGGGGGGAAAUGUUUCCAGCGUUCAGCUGCUGCUGGGGGCCGGCGCAGACCCAGCACUACCUGACAAGGUGAGCGGUCACGCUGCCCUCAGGUGGGUGGAGCUGCCUGGGUUUCUUCAAGCUUUUCCUCCUGUUUAUCAUGCAGAACAACAAACUACCUGCAGACCUUACAAAGAACCAUCGCAUCCUGAUGCUCUUAAGCCAGAAGAGUGUGAAUGAGGGGAGCUGAUGACUCCUGGUGUCCACGCUGAGGAAGACCUGCAGAAGAAUCACAGCAAAAGAGAUCAGUUUAGCUGAAAUACAGCCGCAUGUAAACAGCUGAUGUGAACGUGCUGUCGCUUCCGGUCUGUUUCAGCACGAGUUACACAUUAUUGAUCUGAAUAAAACAGUCAAGUGUG
Oryzias melastigma (Indian medaka) is the source of this 1453-nucleotide messenger RNA. It is a transcript of the gene ankrd29, whose product is annotated as ankyrin repeat domain 29. The transcript is spliced from 10 exons. The record is from RefSeq and is a predicted model, not a curated record. The coding region runs from base 453 to 1274 and encodes 273 amino acids. Gene Ontology annotation, cellular component: nucleus; cytoplasm. Gene Ontology annotation, molecular function: protein binding. Lineage: Eukaryota; Metazoa; Chordata; Actinopteri; Beloniformes; Adrianichthyidae.